AUUUCAAUUCGCCCGGCUAUUGACUUAUAUAUGAACAUCGUUUUUACUUCUUUUCAUAGCGCACGGGAAAAUGGAUGCAACAGUAUGGCUUUUUAGUAGUGUUGUUCUUUUAUAUUUCUGUGGAUGUGAAGGCGGAAAAUGCACUCAGUAUUAUUCAUGUACAGACACUUGUAGACGUACAUACUACACAAGUUGUGGAUUCUGGUCGCUCGCAAGAUGUACAUAUUACAGAUAUAACUCCUGCUACAAGACGUGCAGUCGAAGCGUGUGCUGUGACGGAUAUCAGGGGUCGGGUUGCAUUCAACCAAUUUGUUUCGGAUCGACCAAUUGCCCAAACGGUGGAACAUGUAGAGCACCAAACUUGUGCAGUUGUCGUUCAGGCUAUUCCGGAUCAAAGUGUUCUGAUAUAAAUGAGUGUAGUUACAGCACAGCGGGAUGUAGUCACAUAUGCACAAACACAGAAGGCUCAUUCACAUGUUCAUGUAGAAGCGGCUAUACACUGUCGCGCUACGGCAGAACAUGCUUUGGUUUGUUCUUAAUUAGUUUGACAAGCUUGUGUUCAUAUAGCUAACGUUGCCAUUUAAAUAUUAGACUGUAUAACAGCUGAUACAAUGAAAGAGUAUCAAACUUAGUUAGUAAAUUUACAUUUUACUGACCGUUCCAAGGCGGUACCUAACAAUUCUUGAUAAACACACCAAUUACCCACGUUUAAAGAUAAACCAGGUUUAGUGGCAAUGGGCAAACGCCAAAGACAUAGAACACAAAUUCACAAACAAGAAACAUAGAACAG
Molecule: messenger RNA, 790 nt
Organism: Mya arenaria
Lineage: Eukaryota; Metazoa; Mollusca; Bivalvia; Myida; Myidae
Exons: 5
Coding region: 75-410 (111 amino acids)
Source: RefSeq, a predicted model, not a curated record